Molecule: messenger RNA, 2478 nt
Organism: Aspergillus alliaceus
Lineage: Eukaryota; Fungi; Ascomycota; Eurotiomycetes; Eurotiales; Aspergillaceae
Product: choline/carnitine O-acyltransferase
Exons: 4
Coding region: 1-2478 (825 amino acids)
Biological process (GO): carnitine metabolic process
Cellular component (GO): mitochondrion
Molecular function (GO): carnitine O-acetyltransferase activity
Source: RefSeq, a predicted model, not a curated record
AUGUCUUACUCGUCCAUCGCAGUUCGUCACUUCACGGCCCCCAAGCCGCUAGGGGAGACAAUGGCCUCACCUCGCUCUCAGCCUCCUCCUGAGACCAAGACCAAACCGACCUCUGUGGACGGCACGAACGGUCAUAACGUUGCCUUGGAACAGCCAAAGAAGAAAGGGUCAACGUUCGCUAACCAAGACUCCCUCCCCAAGCUUCCUAUCCCGGAUCUAGAGAGCACAUGCAAGAAGUACCUUGAGGCCCUGUCUGCGUUGCAGACGCCGAGGGAACAGGAAGAAACAAAAGCUUCUGUACAAGACUUCCUCAAGUCGGACGGUCCCAUUCUUCAGGAGAAGCUAAAGGCCUAUGCGUCUUCGAAAACGAGCUUCAUUGAGCAGUUCUGGUAUGAUUCUUAUCUGAACUACGACAGCCCGGUCGUUUUGAAUCUCAACCCAUUCUUCUUGUUAGAAGAUGACCCUACGCCUGCUCGGAACAACCAGGUUACUAGAGCAGCAUCGCUCGCUGUAUCGGCCCUAUGCUUCGUCCGAGCUGUCCGACGAGAGGAGCUCGAGCCUGAUACUGUCAAAAAGACACCGCUUUGCAUGUAUCAAUAUUCUCGACUGUUCGGAACGGCACGUUUACCCACCGACAACGGGUGUGUUAUCAGCCAGGACCCCAACGCCAAGCAUAUUGUCGUCAUGUGCCGGGGUCAGUUCUACUGGUUUGAUGUCCUUGAUGAAAACCAUGACCUGAUUAUGACUGAGAAGGACAUUGCCCUCAACCUUCAGGUGAUCAUCGGGGAUGCAGAGCAGACUUCGAUCCAGGAUGCCGCCAAGGGAGCUCUGGGUGUCCUCAGUACGGAGAACCGCAAAGUGUGGUCUGGACUGCGGGAUAUCUUGACGAAGGAUGAGGGCUCGAACAACGCGGAGUGUCUGAACAUUGUUGAUACAGCCCUCUUUGUUCUCUGUUUGGAUUAUACCGAGCCGAGUAACACAUCUGAUCUAUGUGCCAACAUGCUCUGCGGCACCAGUGAAGUGGUCAAAGGUGUGCAGGUCGGCACGUGUACUAAUCGAUGGUAUGACAAGCUUCAAAUCAUUGUGUGCCAGAACGGAAGUGCCGGAAUCAACUUUGAGCAUACAGGUGUAGAUGGCCAUACGGUGUUACGCUUUGCCAGUGACGUCUAUACAGACACGAUACUUCGCUUCGCAAGAACUAUCAAUGGGCAAGCUCCAACUAUGUGGGCAACUACUAGCCCCGAUCCGGCCAAACGUGACCCUCAAAGCUUUGGCAAUGUCAGCACUACACCUCGCAAACUGGAGUGGGAUAUGCUUCCCGAACUGAGCAUUGCCCUGCGAUUCGCCGAGUCCCAUCUCGCCGACCUUCUCAAGCAGCACGAGUUCAAUGUGCUCGAGUUUGAAGGGUAUGGUAAAAAUUUCAUCACAUCGAUGGGAUUUUCGCCGGAUGCGUUCGUGCAGAUGGCGUUCCAAGCUGCGUACUAUGGGUUGUAUGGCCGCCUGGAGAAUACAUACGAACCAGCCAUGACCAAGUUCUUCUUACACGGUCGGACCGAGGCGAUACGGACCGUCACAAACGAAUGUGCCAAUUUCGUUAAAACUUUUUGGGGUGAGAACCCGGCCGAGCAGAAGGUGGACGCAUUAAGGAAGGCGACCGAAAAGCAUACAGCCACCACCAAAGAGUGUUCCAAGGGGCAGGGACAAGAUCGACAUCUCUACGCAUUAUAUUGUGUCUGGCAGCGGUCCUUUGAGGAAGAGACUUCCUCUUCUGGCAACAGUGUAGUAGGCAGUUCCAACGGCUACUCCAGCCCCGUCGAGAAUGGUUCUGCUAUCGACUCACCCAAGUCCCCGUUAUCGGAAGAUGGCUUGUCCUCCACGACUAGUUAUGGUUUGCGCGCAAUCCGUCCAGCACCACCUACGCCCGCCCUUUUCAGUGACCCGGGUUGGGACAAGAUCAACAACACCAUAUUGUCAACAUCGAACUGUGGAAAUCCAUGCCUUCGCCAUUUUGGUUUUGGUCCGACGUCUGCGGAUGGGUUCGGAAUUGGCUAUAUAAUCAAGGACGACUCGAUCUCAUUCUGCGCCUCGUCCAAGCACCGUCAGACCGCGCGACUGCUGUAUACACUAGAGUCGUAUUUGUUUGAGAUCCGGAAGCUACUACGCGCUACCAACCGGAAGACGACCAGUCCGCGGACGAGCCGAGCUCGGGAGAUGGAGUUUAUCGCUGAGCGGCUCCAGAGGGAUCACCGUCGGGGUCGGCUCGUUCGGGGUGAUCCUGGGGCAACGCACCGGGGUGCCGAGACGCCAACAACAGACAGCGGAGAGAUAGAAGAUGAUGGCAUGGGUGGAUACGGAUUCUUCGACGCGGGAAUGCUAUUACAUGCACUCAAAGGCUUGAGUGUAGACCGAGAGCGAAGCGGAGAGAAACCCGAACGGCGUCGGUUUGUUGGCAAGAAAUUACGUCUGAAUGAGUAUUGA